This is a messenger RNA of Bombina bombina (fire-bellied toad), 2478 nucleotides long. RefSeq names its product CCAAT/enhancer-binding protein gamma. Gene Ontology annotation, biological process: regulation of transcription by RNA polymerase II; DNA-templated transcription. Lineage: Eukaryota; Metazoa; Chordata; Amphibia; Anura; Bombinatoridae. The transcript has 2 exons. The coding region runs from base 239 to 652 and encodes 137 amino acids. Gene Ontology annotation, molecular function: RNA polymerase II cis-regulatory region sequence-specific DNA binding; DNA-binding transcription factor activity, RNA polymerase II-specific. The record is from RefSeq and is a predicted model, not a curated record.
CUCAGAGUUGCAUCAUGCUGCUCUUAAAGGUAGACGCCUGAGUCGUUGCGCAACCGGGAGCGGUCGGAAUAGCGAAACCUGAGGGGGUAUACGGCAGCCGGGGGAGGGGCAACAGUGGGAGCCCUCCCCGGGGACACACUCCAAGACCUAUAUACAGGUCUGUUGCAGCGGACAGUUCCUGGCAGAGUAUCGGCAGAAUUCUCUAUAUCCACCAUACAGUCCAGACACAUAUUCCCAAAUGAACGAGUCUCUGUCCACAUCAGAGGGCUUGAGUGAUGCCCAGCCGGGCAGCCCAGCAAACCCACAGCUUGUGCCACUUAACCCCGGUGGAGGAGGCAAAGCCGCCCCUCCUAGCAAGAACAGCAAGAAGGGGCAGCGUAUGGACCGUAGUAGUGACGAGUACCGCAUGCGCAGGGAACGAAACAACAUGGCAGUGAAAAAAAGCAGAUUAAAGAGCAAGCAGAAAGCUCAAGACACCUUACAAAGGGUCAACCAGCUCAAAGAGGAAAAUGAGAGACUAGAAGCUAAAAUCAAGCUGCUUACUAAAGAACUGAGUGUUCUGAAAGACCUGUUCUUAGAGCACGCUCACAAUUUGGCAGACAAUGUGCAGCCUGAGGCCGCCGCGCCAGGGCCGGAGAGUGCAGCGCCAUAACCAGUGGCAGGGCGUAGCAGAAGACGCAAAGAACUUUUGCGGAUGCAAAGCCUAGUGUUCUCUAUGCUAGCUCUCCAGUGCACGUUUGGUUCUGGACCCAAUUAAUUUAUGCAGAAAUCUUAUUUUUGUUGGUAUAUUUUGGCCCCUGGCCCUCGACUCUUCAAGCACACAAGCUUCACCUUGAGUAUCGAUGAGAAAAAAGGAAAUGCAGCAAAUAAGACUUUCUCUUAGUUCAAGUAAAGCAAUAAUAUUUAUAUCUGUUGUUGUUUAAGGUUGAACCGUGUCCUAAUGUUUAUUUUGUUAUGCAGUGCUACAUGAAAAUGAAUUCCCUGCACAAGCAGGUAUACAAUUGGUCUGGCAUGGUGCCGCCAGUCAAUGCUUGGGGUUUGAUUGGCAGUAUCUAGUGAUACUGCUACCAUUGUGAAGUUUCCUGCCAUACUGUAGAUACAAUACCGGGCUUACUGUAUGCACACUGAGUACACAGGAGCCUGGGAAUUAAAACGUAUUUCAUGUUGGGUUUGGGCAUUUGUAUGGGUAGGUUCUAUAUUUCAGUUGUGUCUAUAGCUAUUGUUAGACCCUAUGACUUGGUGUGGAUCUGGACUCACUAUAUUGCAACCCACAGGCACAUCUGCUGUAUCAACGAAUGUGACACGUCAGGGGAAAACUAAACACAAGUGUCAAUUUGAGGACAUAUUUUACAUCAGUUUUUCUUUAUUUUUUUUAAAUACCUAGUUGAAAACGGGAGGUGACUGUGUGUGUGUGAGUUAAUCAAUCUAAAGACAAGUGAAGACCUCUGUGCCUUAUUCUAACUUAAUAUAAUGAGAUUCUGGUUGGCUGCUAGUGAGUGUUCAUGUGACAGAUUUGUGUGAUAAGUACUUUAGUUUAAUCAAGUUCACAGAUGCACAUGAGCUCACGGACGUGACCGAUCGCCCCAAUGACAGUACCCAGCUCUUGCUUUUACAGACCUCAUUAACCCAUUGAUUGGUAAAGUAGGCUGCAUUCCUUUGUUGGAGCCAAAGGGUUAAAUAGUGAUCUGACCUAAACCACCAGUUAUCAAACUUUUCAUCUGGAGCUUUGUCAAAUCUGUGCCAUACAUGCCCAUGGGUCAUUAGCCUCCAUAGAACUGACAUGGGCCACAAUUAGCAGGAGCCAUCCAUGUCCUCAGUUUGGGAUAAGCUGUUGUGGGUAGCUGGGGACAUUUAGUCUGCUCACCAGCCUGGAUUAUUAUGUGCUUAAACUGACGGUAUAUUUCAGUGCUGCGUAGAGGGCAACAAGAAAAGGUAUAAGGUUUAUAUAACAAUGUGUGCUUAAUGUAUACUGUGAUAUAUACUGAGGUUUAUGAUCACCUAGACCAACCUGUCUUGCUAUUUGCCAGCAAGUCACUGACAUCCAGUACAUGAGGGGUAUGUAAACGGCCGUGCAAAAUACCAAACUGGAGAGAACAUGGGAAUUUAUAGGAUUCUCACUAAAGCUCACUCAUAUCUCUAGUCUUAGUGAAUGGUUCCCUCUGAGAGUAGCACUAGAUGGAGGGAGGCUCAGAUACGGAAUAGCAUAAUGUGCAAGGUUGUGCUAUGCGCUAAUCCUGGCGGAGCACGACUAUAUUCUGUACAGGCCGCAGUGAGACGUAUGCUGGGAUCAGCCGCCUUAGUAAUGAGCUUGAAACGGCGUUGACCAACCUAAUAUGUUACAGAUGAACUUCACCAAAAUGUAAUUUCAAUCAUUUCAUAGGUUCCCAUUUUUUAGCUUUUUUAUUGAGAAUGUUAAGAAAAUUGUUGUGUUUGAGGUAUGAAAUUACUGUACAGUGAAUGAAAAGCUGGUUAAAUCAG